AUGUCCCUCCUCCCCCCUCCCCCCCACUGCUCAGCAGAACAGCGCGAGGAGGAGGAAGGACCAGAGAGCUCAACUUUUCAACUCCUUCGACACCGAUCUGCUCCCGGAGGUCUAAAGAUGGCCGCACUCACGACCGACGGAACAGAGCGAGGUUCGGAAGAACCGGCCGAUGGGACCGGGGAACCCGGCGCGGAGGCCCGGGCCCCUCCGCCGGACCACCGGGAGGAACUGCCGUGCGAUGCGGAGCACGGAGCCGACAUGGAAGCGGACGGCGGAGACGGAGGUGACCCAUCUCCCGGUCCACAUGCAGACAAAGAGCCGGUGCCGUCGACGGAAUGCGGUGACAGCGACGGGAAAACUACGGAGAAACUGUGCGAGCCACCGGGGGAAAGUCCGGGUGGUCCGGCGAGUUUGGCGGGUAGCAGCGAGACUCAGCCCGGAGAACAAAGAGCGGAGAGCGGCCGCACAAAGCCCGGAGGGAGGCCCGCCGAGCCCGGGCCCAGGAGGCGGGCCAGCCUGGAGAUCUCCUCCUCGGACGGAGAGCCGUUGAGCCGUAUGGACUCCGAGGACAGCAUCAGCAGCACCCUGAUGGACGCGGAGAGCGGCGCGUCCAGCGGGCGCUCCACGCCCGCCAUGAUGAACGGGCACGGCGGGGGGGUCGGGGGAGGGGUCGGCGGCGGGGGGGCCGGCCCUGUCGGGGCGGGGCCCGUGGCGAUGGCGGUCGGGCCCCCGGGGGCCGGGGGGGUGAAGCCCGCCCCCGGGUACACCUGCUGCUGGGACCACUGCCACCUCCAGAACCCCAGCAGCCCCGACCUGGCGGAGCACAUCAGAGCCCUGCACGUGGACCCCCAGAGGGGAGGGGUGUUUGUGUGUCUGUGGAAGGGCUGUAAGGUGUACAACACGCCGUCCACCAGCCACAGCUGGCUACAGAGGCACAUGCUGACCCACAGCGGGGACAAACCCUUCAAGUGUGUGGUGGGCGGCUGCAACGCCACCUUCGCCUCCCAGGGGGGGCUGGCGCGCCACGUGCCCACCCACUUCAGCUCGGGGGGGCGGCCGGGGUCCAACGGCCGGCUGAAGGAGGAGAGCCCCUCCAAGGCGGGGCUCAACAAGCGGAGGAAGCUGAAGAGCAAACGGAGGCGCUCCCUACGUAUGUACUCCGUCCCGGCCGGGUCGCAGCGCAUGUCGCGACCCCAUGACUUCUUCGAUGCUCAGACGAUGGACGCCAUUCGGCACCGCGCCAUCUGCCUCAACCUGGCAACGCACAUCGAGAGCCUUGGCAACGGGCACAGCGCCGUCUUCCACAGCACGGUCAUCGCCCGGCGGAAAGAGGAGUCUGGGAAGGUGAAGCUGCUGCUCCACUGGAGUCCUGAGGACAUACUCCCGGACGUGUGGGUGAACGAGAGCGACCGGCAGCAGCAGAAGACCAAGGUGGUGCACCUGUCCAAGCUGGCCACGGACACGGCCCUACUGCUGGACCCCAGCAUCUACAGGAUGUUCUUCUAGCGGCCGUCGACGCCAGUCUCAUCCUGCUAUGCCCUGAUGCCCCAGGAGAGGGCGCUCCACCUCCUUCUCCGUGUCAGUCCCUCCUCCUCCUCCACCUCCUCCUCCCCCUGCUAGAGGACCCGUUCUGGGGUGUCCUACCGACCCGUCCCUGGGGUCUGGCCGGCCUGCGGGGGUCCCGGAGCGAGAGGCUUAGUUUUAGGUAUUCUGUCUAGACUGAAGCUAACUAACAGAAAAAACUAGAGUUAGACAUAUUUGUAGAAAGCUCCCUGUAAAUAUUUCUGAAGAUUUGUAAUAUAUUUUUAUACUUUGAGAAAUUACUGUACUGUAGAUUAUUUUGUGUUGUUUUGCCAAACUUUUUUUUUAUGUUUCCAAACGCCUCACUCUGGUCGGUGUGUAGUUUACAGAUUACCUCGUCCAGGUCAUUAAAAGUACUCCAACUUGGACUGUUUUAAUAAAUGUAAAACACUG
Messenger RNA from Gadus macrocephalus (Pacific cod), 1974 nucleotides. RefSeq names its product AE binding protein 2 (gene aebp2). Bases 1 to 1506 code for a protein of 501 amino acids. Gene Ontology annotation, biological process: regulation of transcription by RNA polymerase II. The transcript is spliced from 8 exons. Gene Ontology annotation, cellular component: ESC/E(Z) complex. The record is from RefSeq and is a predicted model, not a curated record. Lineage: Eukaryota; Metazoa; Chordata; Actinopteri; Gadiformes; Gadidae.